This is a messenger RNA of Acanthoscelides obtectus, 1060 nucleotides long. Lineage: Eukaryota; Metazoa; Arthropoda; Insecta; Coleoptera; Chrysomelidae. The record is from the annotation of a GenBank genome assembly.
UGGGUUCUUUAUGGUUGACAUUUGAAAUUGGUUUUGACGUUUACAAAAAAUAUAAAAACAAACACGUCAGCUGUUGCAUUUUAAACCAAAUCAACAUCGUUUUUAUUUUUAAUGGAUUAACUCAAGUUCCCAGCAAAGAUGAAUGACAUAUCAGUAGACGUAGCGGGCGAAAUGGACCCGCCUCUGGAUAUACCAGUCAAAAGUAAAUUUCCCAGCUUCAUGCGAAUACCGACACACAUCCCAGACCCCAAAGAAUGGAUCAGCACCCAAAGGCAGAAUGUACGGUCCUGGCUAGUCUUCAUACAAACUUCCAAUUUCAAAGCCCCACCAUCAAUUCCAAGGCUUGGAAAGCGGAUCAUGAGGAACAUUGAAUAUUUCCAAGCGAACUACUUGUUUGUCUUCCUUGGAUUAGUAGUUUACUGCUUGAUAACAUCUCCUUUGAUCCUGAUUGCCAUAGCUGCCACAUUCUAUGCAGGUUACCGACUGAACAAACGUCACAUGGAAAACAAGAAAAUCUUCCUUUUCAAAAAAGAACUCACCCUUGCUCACCAAUAUGGACUUGUUGUGGCAUGUUCUCUACCCGUAUAUUACCUUGUGGGAGCUCACAGUGCAAUGUUUUGGGUGAUUGGGGCCUCCAUAGUAGUUAUCACAUUACAUGCUGCAUUUUAUAACAUUGAUGCUCUAGUCAAGUCUGAUGAUGCCUACCCCUUGCUUGAGGAGGUGUAACUUUGGUAAACUGUUUCUACCAAUUAUUUACUAAUUUUUUUGAUCUAGUAAUAUUUGUAGUUACUAGAUUUCACGUCACUUUGUAUAUUUUAAAUAUAGUAUUUUUGCUAGUUAUUGUUUUUAUGUCUUCUGUAGCUAAAUUCAGAGGCAACUGGGAUCCCAAGUAUUAUGAGAUGUUUAUCAUUUGUCAAGGGUGCCACUACUGUAAAUCUUAAAUACAGCUUUGCGCAAAAAAGGUGGGGGUCAAUUCUUCGAAAAUAUUGAAAAUUUUGUUAUUUUUAAAAAUUAAGAAUAGCAUGUAAAUGCAGAAAUUGCUGGUAAUUUUGGAAGGCAC